UAGUGGGUUGUGUUAUGGAGUUAAGUCAGUGGAAAUUUUGGAUCGUACAUCCAAAGUGCAAAUUAGUGUAAUGUCGAUAUUGGUCACUUCUUAUUCAAAGAAAGGAACGCAUCCAUCUGUUGUAAAGGUGCUGAGCUGGGAAUGAAAGAUGCUGCUGUCCCUGGGGAUGCUGAUGCUGUCCGCCACACAGAUCUACACCGUGUUCACCGUGCAGCUCUUUGCCUUCCUCAACCUUCUGCCUGUGGAGGCCGACAUCUCUGCGUACUCAUUUGAGAACAAGACUGAGAACUUUGAUGACUUGCCAGCAAGGUUUGGAUACAGAUUGCCCAGCGAGGGACUGAAGGGCUUCCUGAUUGGGGCCAGGCCCGAGAAUGCCUGCGAGCCCAUCGAGCCGCCCCCCUUGCAGGACAAUGUGACCGGAGCCUUCAUCGUGCUCAUCAAGCGCCUCGACUGCAACUUCGACGUCAAGGUUCUUAACGCCCAGAAAGCUGGAUACAAGGCUGCGAUUGUUCACAAUGUGGACUCUGAUGACUUAAUCAGCAUGGGAUCCAAUGACUUGGAUAUUUUGAAGCAAAUAGACAUUCCAUCAGUGUUUGUGGGUGAAGAGACAGCCAACUCCCUAAAGGAAGACUACACAUAUGAGAAAGGUGGUCACGUGAUCCUCAUGCCAGACUUCAGUCUGCCUCUGGAGUACUACCUGAUACCGUUUCUCAUCAUUGUCGGGAUCUGUCUCAUCCUCAUUGUUCUUUUCAUGAUCACCAAAUUUGUGCAGGACAGACACAGGGCCAGGAGAAGCCGCCUUCGCAAGGACCAGCUAAAGAAGCUCCCCAUUCAUAAGUACAAGAAAGGUGAUGUCUACGAUGUGUGCGCCAUUUGUCUUGAUGAGUACGAGGAGGGAGACAAGCUGCGGGUCCUGCCCUGCUCUCAUGCAUACCAUUGUAAGUGCGUGGACCCCUGGCUGACAAAGACGAAGAAGACAUGCCCCGUGUGCAAGCAGAAGGUGGUGCCAUCUCAGGGCGACUCAGAGUCUGAGUCGGACGAUGCCCAGAGCAGCCAUGAGGGAGAGAACGAGGAGGCGUCAGAGAACACACCCCUCCUACGCUCGCUGGCCUCCACCAGCGCCCACUCCUUCGGCACCAUGGCCGACUCGCCACCCAACCCUGAGCAGGACCAAGAGUCAUCCGAGUACGACGAGGACGACGUGGACAGCAGUGAGAGCGAGGAGGUCACCGUGGAGACGGUGGUGGUGCAGCUACAGCAGUCCUGCCCUGAAAACGAAGCAUCCAGCGCUUGAGUCUGCUGCCCUCAGAACAAAAUCAGCCGUGAAUUUCAAAACUGUCAGAUGAUUCGAGUGGGUUUUCCACUGUCAUGUUUUUCCCAAUGUGACUGCAGACUGCAAUUCUGGUGUAUUUCACAACCCUGAUGACUGAACAAAGAGCAUAUUCUCCGUAUCAGGUAAUCGGAGUAACCAUGUGUGGAGCUCUUCCAAAGACAGUGGUUUUAGAUGGGAAUGUUUUACAGGGAUGUGUACUUUGGAUGGCUGGUAUGAGCUAUGCUACCUAUAGUUGUAAUAAUCCAUGUACUGUGAAAGGUGGUGGUAAAGUACUGCCUCUGUGGUAAAAACAUGUCACUUUUGUAACACACCCAUCAUAAAUUAAGGUGGAGUGCAAUGUGUACAUAUGAUGUAUAGAUGGCAAUAUAAAUAUCUUCUAAGCAACAAAUACUUUCUUUAUAGCUUGCAUAUCUGUAAGCCUCUGUAUCAGAAGGUGGGGAAGCUUGUAGCAUCAAGAAAACUGUAUAUAGGACUGCUGCAUUUCUUAAAAUAUGCAGCAUUUUGUAAACUUUUACUGAUAUUUUUAAUGCAGGUGUAGAUAUAUGAACUAUAAAAUAUGAUUAUUGCCAGGAGGAUUGUGCCAAUCCAUCUGUGUCCUCCAAUUGGUGAGGAAUUUGCUUUUUCAGAAUGCAGUUUACUUUCUAAGUGAAUAUUCAUGUAUGCAGAUAAAAUACAGCUGAAUCAGUCUUAAUGAACACUGAAUCCAGGAGACAUAGGCACUUCAUUUGUAAAUUAAGCAGAGGGGUGGAGAAAUAUUUUCUAAGUUAUGUUAAUCGUAGCUUGUAUUAGUUUUCAGUUACACCAUUAGUUGUACUCCUAGUAACUUAAAAAUGGAACACAAAAAAUCCCAUGUGUCCAUUUCCUAGGUUUCCCUGGUUCAUAUGCAAGCGCAUUAUAUUAAUACUGUAAGUACAACAGGUGUUAUUAUUAGGUCCUAACAUGACUUAUACAUUGAAUUGUCUUGCCUUCUUUUGAAGUCAUGUGUAAGUAAUGUCUUGAUGUGCUCACCCGUCUUAAAGUCUAAAUUCAUUACAGUUCCAUAAUCAAAAUGUACCUUUUUCAGAUAUGACUGUGAUUAUGUUUUUAUCUUCAAAUAAUGCCGUUCAGUAUUGUCCUUUGUGAUUGAUUGCACUGGAUAUUCCAUUAACAUAAAUGACAUUCAGGAAGGGUCAAGAAAUCAAGAGUAGUUCUUUUUUUUUUAGAUUACCACCUAAUUUUGCUUUUUUGCUGUCUACUAUGCUCCUGAUUUCACAGAGGAAAUGUACAGAUACAAUGUUUUAACCCCACAAUGAA
Megalops cyprinoides (Indo-Pacific tarpon) is the source of this 2626-nucleotide messenger RNA. Its product is annotated as E3 ubiquitin-protein ligase RNF13-like. Gene Ontology annotation, molecular function: ubiquitin protein ligase activity. NCBI's taxonomy places the organism in Eukaryota, Metazoa, Chordata, Actinopteri, Elopiformes, Megalopidae. Gene Ontology annotation, cellular component: cytoplasm; nucleoplasm. The record is from RefSeq and is a predicted model, not a curated record. Gene Ontology annotation, biological process: positive regulation of DNA-templated transcription; ubiquitin-dependent protein catabolic process; protein ubiquitination. Bases 149 to 1294 code for a protein of 381 amino acids. The transcript is spliced from 10 exons.